AACCCGGAUUGGACCGCCGCCGCCCUCUCCAUCCCCUACGGCGCCCCCGAUUACUCACGUGACGCCGGAGCACACGUGACUCAAAGAGUACACAUGACCUCCCGUCGCCGGGCACCUCCAGAAGAGCAAGGACCCAAGGAGCCGAGAUGGUGCGAGCCACGCUGCCGCCGCCGUUGCUGCUCCUGCUCCUAUCCUGGGCGCCCCGAGGCCAGGCCGCCCCCGACCAGGACGAGAUCCAGUCCCUGCCCGGGCUGGCCAAGCAGCCGUCUUUCCGCCAGUACUCCGGCUACCUCAGAGGCUCCGGGUCCAAACGGCUCCACUACUGGUUUGUGGAGUCCCAGAAGGAUCCCCAGAGCAGCCCCGUGGUGCUUUGGCUCAACGGAGGGCCGGGCUGCAGCUCCCUGGAUGGCCUGCUCACAGAGCAUGGCCCCUUUCUGGUCCAGCCAGAUGGUGCCACCCUGAAGUAUAACCCCUAUUCUUGGAACCUGAUUGCCAACGUUUUGUACCUUGAGUCUCCAGCCGGGGUGGGCUUCUCCUACUCUACUGACAAGUCUUAUGCUACCAAUGACACGGAGGUCGCCCAGAGCAAUUUUGAGGCCCUUCAAGACUUCUUCCACCUUUUCCCGGAGUACAAGGACAAUGAGCUUUUCCUGACAGGAGAGAGCUAUGCCGGCAUUUACGUCCCCACCCUGGCUGUGUUGGUCAUGCAGGACCCCAGCAUGAACCUUCAGGGGCUGGCUGUGGGCAAUGGACUCUCCUCCUAUGAGCAGAAUGACAACUCCCUGGUCUAUUUCGCCUACUACCAUGGCCUUCUGGGGAACAGGCUCUGGUCAUCCCUCCAGACCCACUGCUGCCCUCAAAACAAGUGUAACUUCUACGACAACAAAGACCCAGAAUGUGUGACCAAUCUUCAAGAAGUGUCCUGCAUCGUGGGCGGCUCUGGCCUCAACAUCUACAACCUCUAUGCACCAUGUGCUGGUGGGGUGCCCAACCAUUUAAGGUAUGAGGGUGACACUGUGUCAUUCCAGGACUUGGGCAGCCUCUUCACUCGCCUGCCACUCAAGCGGACAUGGCAUCAGGUACUGCUGCGCUCUGGGACUACAGUGCGCAUGGACCCCCCCUGCACCAACACCACAGCCGCCUCCACCUACCUCAACAACCCUUUCGUGCGGAAGGCCCUCCACAUCCCUGAGCAGCUGCCCCACUGGGAUAUGUGCAACUUCCUGGUGAAUAUACACUACCGCCGUCUCUACGAAAGCAUGAACUCCCAGUAUCUGAAGCUGCUCACCGCACAGAAAUACCGGAUUCUGCUAUACAAUGGAGAUGUGGACAUGGCCUGCAAUUUCAUGGGGGAUGAGUGGUUUGUGGAUUCCCUCAACCAGAAGCUGCAGGCUGCUAAGUCUUUCCUGGUGGGGCAGGUGGAGGUACAGCGCCGGCCCUGGUUAGUGGACUACGGGGACAGUGGGGAGCAGAUUGCUGGCUUCGUGAAGGAGUUCUCCCACAUUGCCUAUCUCACCAUCAAGGGCGCCGGACACAUGGUACCGACAGACAAGCCCCAGGCUGCCCUAACCAUGUUCUCCCGCUUCCUGACUAAGCAGCCAUACUGAUGGCCACAGGGACCAGUCUUCCACUGCCUGAUGCAGCACCUCCUGGCCCCCCCAGCCCCUCCUGCCAGGAGGGAGGUCCUCCUUUAUGCAGAAUGCCCCUGCGGGGCAGGUCCCUGCCUCCAGAACUCCCCCCGCCCCCCACCCCGAACCACGCUCCAGUGCCUCACACAGACAAUGGGGGGGAGUUAGCACUUUAUUCCUAACUGGGCACAUGGGGGACAGGGGCCUCGCCCCCUCCUGGCUUUAAAAUGCCCUUAAUGCACUGGAACACAGAGGAGCUCAGGACAGCCCACAGGAGGCUGGAUGGACUGUAAUUGAUAGACUGACUGCAAUUAUGGAAUUAAAUUGCAUACAGCUUUAAAAACCA
Molecule: messenger RNA, 1974 nt
Organism: Manis javanica (Malayan pangolin)
Lineage: Eukaryota; Metazoa; Chordata; Mammalia; Pholidota; Manidae
Gene: CTSA
Product: cathepsin A
Biological process (GO): proteolysis
Molecular function (GO): serine-type carboxypeptidase activity
Source: RefSeq, a predicted model, not a curated record